UACUACGUUUUAACUACGUUGUACAAUUUUACAUACUACGUUUUAACUACGUUGUACAAUUUUACAUAUUACGUUUUAACUACGUUGUACAAUUUUACAUAUUACGUUUUAACUACGUUGUACAAUUUUACAUACUACGUUUUAACUACGUUGUACAAUUUUACAUAUUACGUUUUACAGUUUUACUAUUUUACAGUUUUACUAUUUUACAGAUUUACUAUUUUACAGUUUUACUAUUUUACAGAUUUACUGUUUUACAGUUUUACUAUUUUACAGUUUUACUAUUUUACAGAUUUACUAUUUUACAGCUUUACUAUUUUACAGAUUUACUAUUUUACAGUUUUACUAUUUUACAGAUUUACUAUUUUACAGAUUUACUAUUUUACAGAUUUACUAUUUUACAGUUUUACUAUUUUACAGAUUUACUAUUUUACAGUUUUACUAUUUUACAGUUUUACUAUUUUACAGAUUUACUAUUUUACAGUUUUACUAUUUUACAGUUUUACUAUUUUACAGUUUUACUAUUUUACAGAUUUACUA
Molecule: messenger RNA, 540 nt
Organism: Lottia gigantea (owl limpet)
Lineage: Eukaryota; Metazoa; Mollusca; Gastropoda; Lottiidae
Exons: 1
Source: RefSeq, a predicted model, not a curated record